AAAAAAAAAAAAAAAAAAAAAAAGGCCAGGUAAACGAACUUAAAACAAAGCUUCACCCAUUGCCCUUUCUGCAGAAAAAUGUCAGGCUACCCUCACAAUACUUCCGGGUACGGCUACGGCGCUCCGCCUCCUGGAAGCCAAUCUUAUGGCUCCUCCCCAUACGGUGCGCCCCCACCACAGGGAUACGGCACACCCUACGGCGCGCCACCACCGCCACAGCCGCAAGGUCAGUCUCCCUACGCCCCCGUGGCCCAGCCUUACGGCGCCGCGCCAUCGGCCCAGCCUUACGGCGCCGCGCCAUCGGCCCCGCCUUACGACCACAAGCCCCCCAAGGAACAAUAUUCUUCCUCCGCCGGGGCCGCGUACCCCCCAUCGGGGCCUAACUACUCCAGCCCUUUCGCGUCGCUGGUGCCCUCGGCCUUUCCACCCGGCACCGAUCCGAACGUCGUUGCUUGCUUCCAGAUAGCGGACCAGGACGGCAGCGGGCUUAUUGACGACAAGGAGUUGCAGAAGGCGCUCUCUUCCUACAACCAGAGCUUCAGCUUGAGAACCGUCCAUCUUCUUAUGUACCUCUUCACCAAUUCCAACAACAGAAGAAUCGGACCUAAGGAAUUCACUGCAGUAUUCUACAGCCUCCAGAGUUGGAGAGACAUUUUUGAGAGAUUUGAUAGGGACAGGAGUGGCAAAAUUGACUUGUCCGAGUUACGAGAGGCACUUCUGAGUCUGGGAUUUGCUGUCUCGCCGGUGGUUUUGGAUCUGCUUGUUUCUAAGUUUGAUAAAACUGGAGGCAAAAGCAAGGCCAUUGAAUAUGAUAAUUUCAUCGAGUGCUGUCUUACAGUUAAGGGACUAACUGAGAAAUUCAAGGAGAAGGAUAAGGCAUACUCCGGUUCAGCAACUUUCACUUAUGAGACCUUCAUGAUGACUGUUCUCCCCUUCCUUAUCGCAUAGCCAGGUUGAUGAUGGUCUUUGGGUUGGUUUGAUGUGAUCUCGAUUGGUGUGUUUUAGCGCAAUAGAUAUUUGCUUUUAUUUUCUAGCUUUACUAAUAUCUCUAUGUGCUUCUGUUCGAUUGUAUGGGUCUUGCGUAGAGAGUGUUGUUUAUGGGUAAAUUUGCUGAUAGAAUUAUCAAUCCAUCUCUCUUUCUUGUGAGGAUAUAUUUGACGCUGAGCCAUGCUAUCAGUCUUUGGAUAAUGACAUUGUCUUGUCGAUUUGUAUUUCUU
Molecule: messenger RNA, 1217 nt
Organism: Juglans microcarpa x Juglans regia
Lineage: Eukaryota; Viridiplantae; Streptophyta; Magnoliopsida; Fagales; Juglandaceae
Product: calcium-binding protein CBP-like
Exons: 5
Coding region: 79-948 (289 amino acids)
Molecular function (GO): calcium ion binding
Source: RefSeq, a predicted model, not a curated record